Molecule: messenger RNA, 837 nt
Organism: Cantharellus anzutake
Lineage: Eukaryota; Fungi; Basidiomycota; Agaricomycetes; Cantharellales; Hydnaceae
Product: F420H2 dehydrogenase
Exons: 7
Coding region: 34-837 (267 amino acids)
Molecular function (GO): NADH dehydrogenase (ubiquinone) activity
Source: RefSeq, a predicted model, not a curated record
CGGAAGUUCCCGAUCACUACGGCCAUACUCCCGAUGUCCGCAUUCAUGCGUUCACUGGUACGGGCGCGUAUCGUGCGUCCAUUGAGGGGUGCAAGGCCAUUUUUGGUUCGAGGAAUUGUCUCUACGCCAUCGGGAUUAGCAUCGGCCAGCCCGUUUAGUGAGCCUGUGGGCUUAGACGGGAAAGAGAAGUACGAAGCACUAGCUGCCCCCCUGCAUGAAUAUGGAUCAUAUCUUCUGCAAAUCAUGCCCAAAUACAUCCAACAGUUCAGUGUUCUUCAGGACGAGCUCACGCUUUACAUCGGGCCAAAUGCUGUUGUACCUGUUCUCUCAUUCCUCCGUGACCACUCCCAAUGCCAGUUUUCCUCUGUGAUGGAUAUUUCUGGUGCCGAUUAUCCCACUCGGAGUAAACGGUUCGAGGUGGUGUACCAUCUCCUUAGCAUUCGCUUUGGUUCCCGUAUUCGUGUCAAGACGUACGCGGACGAAGUCUCACCUGUGCAGAGCGCAACUAGUGUCUAUAGAGGCGCUGAUUGGUAUGAGCGCGAAGUUUGGGAUUUAUUUGGCGUUUAUUUCGAGGGACAUCCCGAUCUACGGAGGAUUCUAACUGAUUACGGUUUCGAGGGGCAUCCCCUGCGGAAGGACUUUCCCUUGACGGGUUACACUGAGGUUCGCUAUGAUGAGGAAAAAAAGCGGGUCACAUACGAGCCGCUGCAGCUUGCGCAGGCAUUCCGCAAUUUCGAGGCCAGCAGUCCGUGGGAAAUGAUUGGGGAAGGCAAGAACGCUCGACCCGAGGCUUUCAAAGUCCCUCUUCCAAACCCAUCGGAACCAGAGAAGAAAUAA